CUCGGAGUCUCCGCCUGCAGUUUUAUCUUGGCUGCUAGUGCCCGAGCUGAACCCAGCGGUUUGCAGGCUGCAGGGCAGGCGGUUGCGCUUAAUUCCAAAUGAAAAUGUUUGAGAGCAUUGACUCAACAGCCACAAGAUCUGGCCUGGAUCUUUGGGCUGAAAUCUGUUCCUGUCUGCCAAAUCCUGACCAAGAGGAUGGUGCCAACAAUGCUUUCUCAGACUCUUUUAUGGAUUCUUGCCCUGCAGACGAAGGCCAGAGGGAGGCCCCAGACUUUUCUGUCCAGCCAGCUGUAAAGCCUUGGGCUCCCUUGCAGGAUUCAGAAGUAUAUUUAGCAUCUCUAGAGAAGAAACUGAAAAGAAUCAAAGGUUUAAAUCAGGAAGUAACUUCCAAGGACAUGCUCCGAACCCUGUCCCAAGCCAAGAAGGAAUGUUGGGAUCGGUUCCUCCAGGAGAAACUAGCAUCAGAGUUCUUUGUGGAUGGACUUGACUCUGAUGAGAGCACCCUGGAACAUUUCAAGAGGUGGCUCCAGCCAGAUAAAGUAGCCAUCAGUACAGAAGAGGUCCAGUAUCUGAUUCCUCCAGAGUCACAGGUUGAGAAGCCACCGGCUGAGGACCAGCCAGCAGCGGCAGAACAAUAAAUUCCACAUACACUGAGCAGCUGUCUUGGGACUGGAGGGAGCAGUGGCGAGGGAAGGAAUAAGCCCAACUUUCCCACUUGCAAAGCAAACAGCUGUGGGCCUCUAAGGACUUGCAUGGGGCCUGCCUAUGUGAUUGCCUUGGAUAAAGGACUGAUCCAGCGUGGGUUAUGUCAAAAUAUUGACUUCCUCUCUGUCUCGCAGCUUGGCUGGGUUCUGCUACUGUUGGGAAGAAGUCUGCUAGAAUCUAGUAAAGGUCCAAGUGAGAAAGUAUUUGGAGAAUGUGCAGCCCUUGUGUAUAAUGUACAAGUUAAGGGAGCCCUAUGUUUCCUUGCCUCUCCUGGAUGUUCCCCUCUCUGUCCCAGACAUUUCCUUGGUAAAUCGUCAGGGGUGAAUGGGGCCAAGAAGAGUGAACUGUGUUUGGUUAACUCCAAGGCCCAUUUGGGGCUUGUCUAACAAGUUCAUCCAUACUAAGUAUAGGGACUUCAGAAAAAGAGCCUGGGCCCCCACUUUGAUUUGUUCCUCGGGAAAAGCAGCAAAGGAAUUAGGAAAAUGUAGGUGUUUUCCUUGUGGCUAUCUAUACUUUUUUUAUUUCAUGCAUGGUUCCUUCCCCAAUUUCCUCCUGCACUUAAUGGAACCAGGUUCGAAGUCAGACUGGUCAAUAUGGUGUUAGUAUUUGACACCACUCCUGAGCAGCUCUGAGCUUGCUGCUGCUGGUGGCAUUCCUGCCCGGGCUUGUGUUUCCCUUCCUUGUUUACAUUGUUCUUAUUUAGUCUGUGUUGUCCCUAUAAAGCUUUUCUCAGAAUA
Messenger RNA from Condylura cristata (star-nosed mole), 1442 nucleotides. It is a transcript of the gene CCDC32, whose product is annotated as chromosome unknown open reading frame, human C15orf57. The record is from RefSeq and is a predicted model, not a curated record. The coding region runs from base 99 to 638 and encodes 179 amino acids. Lineage: Eukaryota; Metazoa; Chordata; Mammalia; Eulipotyphla; Talpidae. Gene Ontology annotation, biological process: cilium organization. The transcript is spliced from 4 exons.